CUGUGCGCCUCGACUUUGCUUCAUCCCAGACACCGAAUUAGUUGUGCGACGUCUCCCGCGGAGCACUGAGGUGGUAGCGGUCUGUCCCAUCCACCGAUCUACCGAUCCACGAAACCAUGCUCAUCGUGUUGCUCCUGAUCCAAACGGUCGCCGUGCUCGGCGAUGGAGGCGGCGGAGGCUGUGGGCCGAGAUCCCUGCUCAUGGACCUGGUGGAGUUGGUUCCCUCAGUCCAGAACACCACACUGUCCCAGUGCGAGGAGCAGCUGGUGGAUCUGGGAAGAGCCUGGCAGGAUCAGCAGUCCUGGGCGCUCAAGGCUGUGGACGCCUCCGGCGAGGGCUUCUCCAACUUCAUGAUGGGCCAGAGCACCUGGCUGGGCAACCGGUUCACCUGCCGCGCCGUCAACGAGCCGGUGCUCCAGGACAUGACCAUCAGAAAUGAGCGUCUUCUGCGCCAAGUGGCGCCCAUGGAGUUCCACUACUUGGUGGCCUACCUGCAGUCCAACUCGCCGUGGCAGCUGCGCGUGACCCUCAAGCGGAGUCCCCUGCUGCACAUUGGCCUCUGUCUGCCCAGGACCUGCGGCGUCCCGGAGGUGGAGCAGCUUAUCCGGCGGUCCCUGGAGGCGGGCAGCUCCUUCCGGUGCUGGGACAUGGACGCCCAGCUGGUCUAUGCCAAGAAGCCCGAAUUGAAAGCCCACUUCUUGGACAGCGGCGCUGUGCACCUGCUCCUUCUGGUGGUGGGUGGAACCCUGCUGGUAACUCUUCUGGCCCUGAGCGGCCUGUGGCAUUCCCGCUUCCUGGCCUGCUUCGAUCUGGCCAGCAACUGGCAGCUGGCCUGGAAGCCGGCCAAUCCCAGCCAGGAGAAUAGACCCAUCAACGGCCUGAGAGUGCUCACCGCCUUCUCCCUGGUCGGCGUCCACGUGAUCUGGUACAAGUACUUCUCCGUGGACCCCUCCGCCGAGAUGCUCAACAAGCUGGUGUCGAUGACCAUGCGGCACACCUACUGGCCCAGCAUGGUGGAGAUCUUCUUUGUGAUCAGUGGCUACCUGACGGUCCUGAACUUCCUGAAGGACGAGCAGCUGCAGCAGGCGAUAGCCAACGACGGGCUCUGGGGCAAUGGGCGUCGCUACCUGGAGCAGUUCGUCCAUCGCUACUGCCGCCUGGCUCCGCUGCAGUUCGUCGUGAUGCUGGCCGGCGUGGUGAUGGUGGAGUACCAGCGCCAGGUGUCCGUGCUGCACAUCACCGAUCCGCAGGACGAGCUGUGCCGGCGCAACUCGCUGCACAACGUGCUGUUCAUCCAGAACCUGUUUCCCAUCGGCGAAAUGUGCGGAUCGUGGACCUGGUCGCUGGGCUGCGACAUGCAGCUCCACAUGCUGGCAAUGCUGCUGCUCUUCGCCCACGGCAGGCACCCCAGGGCGGUCAGGUGGAUAACCUACCUGCUCCUGGUGGUCAGCGCCCUGAUCUCGAGCGUCCUCAUGGAGAUCAAGGGCGUGGGCGCCAAUUUCGAGGAGCUGUACCACACCAACGAGUGGUCCUACAUGAGUCCGCUGAUCCGCAUGCUGGCCUACAUAAUCGGGGGCUUGUAUGCCUACACACAUGUCAGGGGUCUGGAAACGCCCUUCGACCUGUUCAUGCCCAAUCGCUGGGUCAGGCUGGGAUCCCUUCUUGUGGUCGGCUGCCUGGCCAAGCUGGUGAACGCGGAUCCAUUGCCGGCGACCAGUGUGGUCGUCAUCUUCAUGGUCAUUCUGCGCGUCAUGGUGACCACGCUGGCCAGCCACCUCAUCCUCUGCGGCACCAAGGCCGACACCAGCGACUCCUGGGCCCCCACCCGCUGGCUCCUGGCGCUCCUGGAGUCGGAGCAGGUGCAGCGCGUCAGCCGGUUCACCUAUGCCAUCUACCUGCUGAACCCCCUGGUCAUCAUGUACUUCUACCACUCCUUCAGCGAUGCAGUGAGUCCGGACACCACCAUGAUGAUAAUUUUCACCAUUUCCUGCUCGGCGAUCUGCUACGCAUUGGGGAUCGUAUUCACCGUGCUCUUUGAGAUCCCCUACAACCGGCUGACCAAGCUGCUGACCUCCUCCAGAGCCUCGCCGAAGAAGAGCACGUAGACGCCACUACCUGCCCCACAGGUUCAUCUCAGAACACGCCUGAACAGACCUCCGAAAUUGCAGUUGGGCUGUAAUUGAACAAUUCGUCGGCGAUUGGUGUACUUUAAAGGAAUAUUUCGUUUAUUUAUCGAAUACAUUGAAAUGCAUACACGAGUUGGUUUCCUCAAAUUUUUGUUUGUUUUUUGUAUUUUUAUCUUUAUAUUACUUUGUAUUUGUUUAAAUAAAUAAGAUACAUACGUUUAAUCAUAA
Molecule: messenger RNA, 2354 nt
Organism: Drosophila biarmipes
Lineage: Eukaryota; Metazoa; Arthropoda; Insecta; Diptera; Drosophilidae
Product: O-acyltransferase like protein
Exons: 4
Coding region: 117-2105 (662 amino acids)
Molecular function (GO): acyltransferase activity, transferring groups other than amino-acyl groups
Source: RefSeq, a predicted model, not a curated record